AUGACAUACCACUUGAACAGUAAGUUAGCCUAGACUACUUAGUUUUUGUAGUUGCAUGCUCAAACAUUGGCAUGUUUUAUAUGCUUGAUAGGUGAACAUUUCCAAAUUGAAUAGGCAUAUUACAAUGUAAUAAGAGUAUAACACAUAGCAUUCAGAAUUAAUUUAAAUGUACUUAAUUUGAAACGCUGUGUAUUUAUAGGCGCAUCCCCAGUGCAGCAUGAGUGCCUCCACUGCUCGCUCAGGUUUAACCCAAACCACCUUGGACCUGAAGCCCCCCCAUCUCAGAAAAAAUAAAAAGAGAGAUAACCGAUGGUAUCGUGGACUUCAUUGCCCUGGACAUGAGGCCCAUUAACCUGGCAGAAGGCGUGGGGUUUAAGAUGAUGAUCAAAAUCUUGGUGCCUGGUUACACCGUUCCCAAGAGAGAAACUAUUAUGCAUGCUCUGACUGCGAAAUUUGAUAACACAAAAGAGAAGGUCUUACAUGACUGUCACUGCACAUUUCAUUACUGA
Messenger RNA from Coregonus sp. 'balchen', 509 nucleotides. The record is from the annotation of a GenBank genome assembly. Lineage: Eukaryota; Metazoa; Chordata; Actinopteri; Salmoniformes; Salmonidae.